Trichoplax adhaerens is the source of this 3018-nucleotide messenger RNA. RefSeq lists its product as uncharacterized. Gene Ontology annotation, cellular component: integrin complex; external side of plasma membrane. Gene Ontology annotation, molecular function: integrin binding. The record is from RefSeq and is a predicted model, not a curated record. The transcript is spliced from 30 exons. NCBI's taxonomy places the organism in Eukaryota, Metazoa, Placozoa, Uniplacotomia, Trichoplacea, Trichoplacidae. Bases 1 to 3018 code for a protein of 1005 amino acids. Gene Ontology annotation, biological process: integrin-mediated signaling pathway; cell-cell adhesion; cell-matrix adhesion.
AUGAAAUUGAUUGUGCUGCCAGUGAUUGUGUUGUUGGCGACAUCAUCAUCAUGCUUUAACGUCGACGUAAAACACCCUUACGUAAAAGAAGGUCCGCCAAAUUCAUUAUUUGGUUAUACAGUUGAUUUUCAUCAUGAAGUUGGUGACAAUACUUAUUGGCUUUUGACUGGAGCACCAAGUGCUAAUAGCAGCAAUAUUACAUCGGUAGACUCAUCUGGUGCUAUCUUUCGUUGUCCAAUCGCUAGUAAUCGAAACGAUUGCCUAGAGAUUCCGAUGUACUACCCCGGUAAAGGUUCGUAUGCUGAAGUAUCGAAAGGAAUGUGCUUAGGGGUAUCUUUGCAAAGUAGUCAUGGGAUUAUAGUGGCAUGUGGUCACAAGUUCUCCAUAGAAGCAACUUCCGCUAGUGUUGAGCCGAGAAUGCCUGGUCGAUGCUAUGUUUGGUCAUCCAAUUUCUCAUUGAUGGCAGAUGUCACUCCUUGUAUUGCCAUGGGGCCUUAUUAUGUCAGAUGUAUGGCCGGAAUUUCGAUCGAUUUUAGCAAGGAUGGUAAACUCCUAAACUUUGGAUCGAUCGGUGUUCGUAGUUCAACAUUCCAAGGGUUAGUGUCCUACUUUGAAAGUACUUCGAAAGUACAGCAAUCGAGUGACGUAACUACCAUGAGUUACACGGACGUUCUUACAAAUUUCGGCGAAUUUGCGUAUACUGACGUCAUCGCCGGCUCGCCUAGAGAUGGAGAUAAAAUUGGCAUGGUGCAUAUACUAUCUUAUAGCGAUUCACUUAGACGUUUGAUCAUGAAUACUUCGCUUUCGGGUGAACAGUUUGGCAGCUAUUUCGGUUCUGAAACUUUAUCGAUAGACAUAAACAACGAUGGAUUAGAAGAUCUAUUUGUAGGAGCUCCAUUCUACAGUAAACAAGAGGCUCCUGAUUGUGGUAGAGUAUACUUAUUUAUGGGUACAAAGAGUGGUAUACCAAAGAAUACAAGUACCAUUAUAUAUGGUCCUGAAACAAAUUUUGCUCGUUUCGGAUUCGCGAUAUCGUCAAUUGGUGACAUUAACCUUGAUGGGUUCCCAGACAUAGCUGUUGGUGCACCCGGUAAUGAACCGAAAAGCAGCGGUGCGGUCUAUAUUUAUCAUGGCACUGCCACAGGAGUACGGCCGCAAUAUGUUCAGAAAAUUUUAGGUAAAACAAUCGAUAGUUCCUUAGUUGGAUUUGGAGUAUCCCUCUCUGGUGGCAUAGACGUAGAUGCCAACAAUUAUCCAGAUAUUGCAGUGGGGGUUGGCUAUUCAGAUAAAGCCGUCAUUUUAAGGUCUCGGCCAAUAAUGAUUAGCAAGGCUACAGUUAAAGUAAUCCCCGAUCACAUCAACUUUAACGACUUUAAUUGCAUAGAAGAAGGACAAAGGGCGACUUGCGUUGUUGUUGAAAUUUGCUUUCAAUACGGAGGCGUUGGAGUACCUAAUAACCAAGUGUUUCAAUACGAAUUAUCAGUGUUGAACUCAGAUAAUCGGAUAAAAUUGAAGAAUGUGGAUAGUAAUGGCAUAGUGAAAGCUACUAGUACUGUCAGCCGAGCUAAUAAUAUUCAUUGCCUCAGGCAGCCAGCUUAUGCUAUGGUGACAAAAUUAAGAAUGAUGAAAAGGGAAAUUAGAGAGGUAUUCGCGCCUGUUAAUCUGAGACUUGGUUACAGCCUAUUGAACCCGCAGCAAUGUGAAUUAUGUCCUGUUAUCGAUUCCUCUAUUGUAACCGUCCAACAAACCAAUGUUGGUUUUUAUGUUAACAUCGGUGGAACUAGAGCUGUUAUUGGAAGUACCGAAACCUUAGCUAUUAAUGUGAGAGUACGAAAUGUUGGAGAACCGGCUUAUCUAGCAUCGGUUCUAAUAACUAUCCCCGAUUUCCUCCCAUUUAUUCGUGUGACAGAAACGACGGCAAAUAAUAUUACAUGCGAAAUAAGUGGGCGCGAUAGCGGUAUCAGUACUUAUAAAUGUUCCCUUAACAAUCCAACAACAAGAAACGAGGAAAUCACAUUUGAUUUCAUUGUCCGUUCGAUAUACAUUCCGAUUGAUACCACUGCAUUAGAUGUGGUCUUAUCUGUUUCAUCAGCAAGUAAGGAUUUAAAUCAAGAUGACAAUAUUAACAGGAUUUCCAUUCCGGUGCUAUAUGAGGCAGACUUAUCACUAAGUGGCUAUUCCAGUCCUUUGCUAGUACGAUACGUUUCGCGUUCAUUAAACAUUAGCGAGUUCACCAGCCUGCCUCUAAUCGGUCCAACGGUGACACACAUAUUUAGGCUAGAAAAUCGCGGUCCUGGUCCCGUAGAAAACUUUCUCUUAACAGUAGAUUGGCCUGUAAUGUACGAAAAUGUUGGAUAUUUGAUGUACUUAACAAGCCCACCGACAAUCUCAGGUGCUGACGGAAGCUGCACUUACACGCCUAAUUUAAUUGAUCCUAUAGGCAUAAGGAAUCGUACCAGAACUAGUGGACGUAGUUUAAGGAACAAACGCAGUACACUAUCAGUUAAUAAUCGUGCCUAUAUACCAGAUGCAACGCUACUGUCUUGUGAUUCAGCCAAUAUCCGAUGCGAACGUAUAACCUGCACCAUAACUGGCACUCGUUCAAUUGUUGACGUAACUUUUGUUGCUCGUCUUUGGCAAAAUACAUUAAAUACGAUUCAAAAGGAAGGAAAAUUUUUGUUAUCAUCGCGUGGUCGCUUAGAGCCGAUCGGAGCUAAAUAUUUAGUUCAACCAGGAGGCAAAACAGAGAAUAUAGCUCAAGCUGAUACACAGGCAAUGUACGAUGCCCCGACAAUAGAAAGUGCUCCAGUGUGGAUAAUUGUUGUUUCGGCUAUGGCAGGAUUUUUUUUACUGUCAGGAUGCGUCUACAUUUUGUGGAAAUGUGGCUUUUUCAAAAGGAAGAAGAUUGAAAUCUCUGGACCUAUAGGCGCUGAAGAAAAUGAAAACCAAGAUGGAGCUGAGCUGACGACACUCACGGAAGAAAAAGAACCUACUAAAGUCGAUCUCACAGAUAUCUAG